This is a messenger RNA of Pelobates cultripes (western spadefoot toad), 3723 nucleotides long. NCBI's taxonomy places the organism in Eukaryota, Metazoa, Chordata, Amphibia, Anura, Pelobatidae. The record is from the annotation of a GenBank genome assembly.
AUGGAGAAGAAGAAAUGCUAUAUUCUAGUAAAUACGGUAAUUGAACUAUUCCAUUUUUACUUCCUUAGGCAGCAGUUUUUCAAAGUCUUAUAGAGAAGGAAGUUCUCGCAACAUUUCUAAUACAGCGAUUUCAGAUAUUUGAGCUUGAUCAAAGCGGUGAAAGCUCAAAAAACAGUAAAAACAACAAAAAAAGGUAAGUCAUCGUAUUUUACAUUCAAUUCUUGUGCAGCAUGUGUUAUGUAUGUUUAGUGGACUGAUUACACCUGUGUUUUGGCACAUACAUCCAUACAUAUUAGGCAGCAUGCACAAAAUAUAUUGUUGAUGAUGGUUUAUAAAAUGUGCCCAGAAGCCCAACAUUACAAGAUUUCCCUUAACCAUAUGAUUACUGUUAUGUAGCUUUUAUAUUACAUAUUUGUAAGGUAGGAUAAGUGUGUAUGGCUUGGGGGAUAGUGUGCUAGGAUUAUGUAGCGUUUAAGGGGAAGAUUACUCUUAUGGCAUCACUGUAAUAGGUUGGUGAUUAGAAGGAAGUAUAAUCAUUAGGAAUGUAACCUCCACUAGUUUUACUGAAACAUACAUGUCCAGGUUCUGCCUGAGAUCAGGCUCCCCAAACUGCAGACAGGUGAACCUUACAUUGUUAUACAUUCAUUAAAGGAUAUCAUUUAAUUAAUGGAUAUAAUUUUGGAAUUCUAAAACAUGAACUGUCCAUUAAAACAACAUACAUAUCACAUAAUAUAUAAUUAAAUGUUUAGUUGAAGUGUCCCUGUAAAAAAAGUACUGGCUUCUUUGAUAAGGAAAAAAAUCUAACCUCGUUACUGUUUCCAUUUAAGUUAAAACUUUAUUGAUUUCAAACUAAAUUUAAAACAAAAACAUUUGAUUGCUUUACAGGCUUGUGUGUUGCUUGGAACACAAUUACUAAAAAACUUUUCCAUGAAUAACUGCUCUCAAAUGUGUAGUUGUAAAAUUGUAAAUUAACACUAACAAUGCAAAUUAAACAAAGCAAUCAGAGGGAAAGAAACAAUACCAAAUGACUAAAUGUGACUUAAAAAAAUGUAACAUCUCAUAUAUAUCCAUCUCAUCUAACGAAAACACAAAAUGGAAUAUAUAUACAUACACACACACACACACACACACAGAAAGAGAGAAACGAUAAAUUCCUAAAAGGGUGAGUCACAAUAUACUAAAAUGUUUUAAUCAAAUAUAGCCUGCUUAACUCCUUACAUAACUCUUUUUGCAGAAUCACCCUGCAGACCGCCCAAGACCAUACACCAUGGUCUAGGAGAGGCUUAAAAAUCAGUGCAUCUUUAAAAGGGGAUGUAACUUACCAGUAUUUUUAAAAACACAUUAACUUAUAGAAAAUAAGAGCGAACAGCAAGCUAAAGGACUUUAGGCAUCCUGAGUGUAACCUUAACAAUACUUAUGCGGACUUGAGAUUGGAGCACAAAAGCAUUUUUCCUUAGGAUGUGAGAUGCUUAGCUUGCAAAAGAGACAACUUUAGGGACUUCGGAAAAAAAUAAUAAGAAUUAAAAAAAACUAACAUAUGCAAAUGAAAAAGGUUUACAUGUGUGGUAACAUUUUAAUAGUUUAAUAGAGUUGCAGCAGAAUACAAAUAUGGGAUGCUUGCAUUAGUGGGACACAUGAGGUCUGAAUUUAACCAAAAUACUAAACAUGAUAAAAUGGUUAAAGAAACACUACAGGGUCGGGAACACAAGCAUGUAUUUGCUGAUCCUAUAGUGUUAAAAACAUUAUUUAACCCCCUGGCCUCUCUUGCUACUCAAAUAUAGUGAAAAAUCACUAUUACCAGCACCACAUGGGUCUGCCAGCGCUGGUUCCGCCCCAAUCCGCCUCCUUUUCUGACAUCAUCAGAAUUGAUUAUCUCAGCAAAUCGCAAUGUUUUCCCAUAGGAAGCCAUUAAGCAUCUCCUCACAUAUGCAUUGAAUCAAUGCAUCUCUAUGAGGAAAGUUUAGUAUCUCUAUGCAGAGUGUGGAGACUAUGAAUGUCAAUGUUGCACACUGUAGAGCACUGACCCAGGAAGCAUGUCUAGAGGCCAUCUGAGUGCCACUGGUGGUGUCCCUAGGCUGUAAUGCUGUGAUUGCUGUGCAAUGCCUGCAGGGAAAGGCUAUAGACAUCAGAACCACUACAUUAAGCUGUAGUUCUGGUGACUAUAUUGUUCCUUUAAGAUUCUCAGGAAUUCACAAGAACCCCAAAAGGAUCCAAAAAGUGCAUUAACAGCACAAUAUGAAAUCAUACAUUUUCAGUUCUCCUUUUUGGUUUUGUAAAUGGAAAACGGCACAGAUGCAAACUUUCAGAAAAAAAAAAAAAAGGAGUGUGUUCCUUUUGCAGUUAUUUAUUAAAGUCAAUGAAGUCUAAAAAAUAGAGCAGCUGAUACGAAGAGAUUUAGCCUCAUAUAUAAUGAUAUCGUAAAGCUUUUUUUUUUUUUUUUUUUUAAACAUCUACGGCUGAAAGUAACUGAAUAUAUUUGACAGCACAAUGUUAACUUUUAAAAACUUAUUUCCAAAAGAUGUAUUUACACAUUCUUGCUGCUAUGUUUUAGUGGAAGCCUCAUACACCUAAAACAUAAUGGCCCAAUUCCAAGUAAGAAUUGGCUCUCCAUUUCCAUAAAAGACAAUAGCUGAUUUUAACUAUUUUACAUAUAGCCUGAUUAAAGGAAACACUGAUUAAGAUGGAUUAUUAACUGUGCAUACUUAGAAUGACCCCUUUCAGCCUUUACAACAAAGAUUGAAAAAGCAUCACCUGCAAUGAUUUCCCCAAAAGGUAGAGAGCUAUGCAUAAUUUUGCUACUGAGUAUUAAGAGUAAAGAUAUAUAACUAGAUUGACAAUGUGGCAUUUUUACCAGUUACAAAUAUUGUUUUAAUCAGUCAGAUGCUUUACUUACAAUGCUCACUGCCUAAAUUAGAUUUUUUUUUGAUAGCACAUUUUACAAGCUAUUUUUUAUUUUUAAGCAGUUUUCAUGCAAUGAAUAAGGUUAGCUAACAGGAAGUUCUCUAUUAAAAAGUAUGGGUGUAUAUAGUUCUACAUAUUUUGUACAAUGUGUCAAUUUUUUUCAAAAAUGUAUUGCCUCUUUUUGUAUAAACUGUGCUACCACACAAGUUAGCAUGGUUCAAUUCACGGUUAUCUCAGAACAGACCUUCACCUCUUGUCCUUUCUUCUGUCUGUAAAUUGCUUGUCAAAUUUCCUCAUUUUAUAAUCGGAAAUCGCAGUGGAAUGCGUUAGCGCUACAUAAAUGCUAAUAAUUAUAAAGUUUUAUUCCUAGAUUGCAAAUUAAUUCUGGGGUUUAAAGUCACUAUUACUACCAUUUCUUUAAUAUUGAGUACUCAUGUCUCGCAACCUGGGAGCAGCUUUGCCCAUUUUUCAAGGCUAUUCACUUUCAAUAAAUCUUACUAAGUUGGUCCCUGCCUUGUCUCAUACCUGACCACGAAUGUAAGAAAAGUAGCUGUAGUAAGAAGCAAAACCUGGAGAACUGUUGUAGACAUUUGUUCUGAGAUAACUGUAUACUGCACAGUGCUAUAUUUGCAGAACAGCCAGAUGAAAAAAGCAAAAACAAAAACAAUUUUUACAAACAAUCAUAACACAUUGGACAUUAAAGACAAAAAUUUGCAUUUUGCUAAAUACAUAGAUCCAUAUAUACCUGUGUUUUUUAAAUGCCUUAGAAAUGGUGGUAAAACAGACUGCUAACAAUUCCUAUCUCUGUUUCCUUAUAGGUGA